UAGAAAAUUGAAUUUAUCAAAAGCCGGUGUAUUGCGUUGUUUCAAGAUAUUUUUCUGAAGAUUUCAUAUUUUUUCGAAUUGAGAGUAUACAGAAUUUUUACAACAAGCCAUUAUGGAACUCACCGAUGACAAUUUGCUUACACUCAGUGAAUAUUUAAAGCAUACACUUAGUCCCGAUGUAAAUGUUAGACGGCCAGCCGAAAAAUUUUUAGAAUCAGUUGAAAUAAAUCAAAAUUAUCCGUUACUUCUUUUACAUCUUGUGGAUAAGUCUGAAAUCAAUAUAACUAUAAGAAUCGCUGGAGCAGUUGCAUUUAAAAAUUAUGUAAAACGUAAUUGGAAAGUGGGAGAAGACUCUGUAGAUCGUAUACAUGCACAAGAUAGGGAUGCUAUAAAAAAAUUAAUUGUUAAUCUAAUGCUGCAUUCUCCUGAUUCUGUUCAAAAACAGUUAUCUGAUGCUGUUUCAAUAGUUGGAAAGUAUGAUUUCCCAAAUAAAUGGCCAGAGCUUAUCGACCAAAUGGUUGAUAAAUUCAAUACAGGCGAUUUUCAUGUUAUCAAUGGUGUCUUACAUACAGCACAUUCAUUAUUUAAAAGAUAUAGAUAUGAAUUUAAAAGUCAGAGCCUAUGGACUGAGAUAAAAUUUGUAUUGGAUAGAUUUGCUAAACCUUUGACAGAUCUAUUUGUUGCUACAAUGAAUCUAAUGCAAGUACAUGCAAACAAUAUAGAUGCAUUGAAAGUUAUAUAUAGCUCUUUGGUAAUUUUAUCCAAGGUGUUCUACUCUCUUAAUUUCCAAGAUUUACCAGAAUUUUUUGAAGACAAUAUGGCUGUGUGGAUGAGGAAUUUUCAUAUUUUGUUGAAUACAAAUGUUCCCUCUCUGCAAUCUACUGACGAAGAAGAACCAGGAGUAAUUGAACAGUUAAAGUCGCAAGUUUGUGACAAUAUUGGCCUUUAUGCUCAGAAAUAUGAUGAAGAGUUUCAACCAUACUUACCUGAAUUUGUAACUGCUGUAUGGAAUUUACUAACAUCGACUGGGCAACAACCAAAAUAUGAUACUCUAGUUUCGAAUGCCUUGCAAUUUUUAGCAACAGUAGCUGACCGUGCUCAGUAUAGAAACUUGUUCGAAGAUCCAACCACUUUGAGUAAUAUUUGUGAAAAGGUUAUAAUACCUAAUAUGGAAUUUAGAGAGUCAGAUAAUGAAUUAUUUGAGGAUAAUCCUGAGGAAUAUAUCAGGCGAGAUAUUGAGGGUAGCGAUGUCGAUACACGAAGACGUGCUGCCUGUGAUUUAGUUAAAGUACUUUCUAAAUAUUUUGAAGCGAAAAUAAUGGAAAUUUUUGGUGCCUAUAUACAGGUGAUGUUACAAAAUUAUGCUGAUAAACCAGUUGAAAAUUGGCGCAGUAAGGAUGCUGCAAUUUAUCUAGUCACCAGUAGUGCAAGCAAAGCUCAAACACAAAAACAUGGUGUUACGCAGAGCAGUGAGCUUGUUUCAUUACCUCAAUUUGCAAUGCAACAUAUUGAACCGGAGUUAGUCAAACCAAAUGUGAAUGAAUUUUCUGUACUUAAAGCUGAUGCAAUUAAAUUUAUAAUGACCUUCAGAUCAAUAUUGCCAAGAGAAAUGAUAAUUGGUAGUUUACCACAAUUAAUUAGGCAUUUAAGUGCUUCAAAUAUCGUUGUUCACACAUAUGCUGCUUGCACGAUUGAAAAAAUACUCGCAAUGAAAGGACCCGAUAAUACACCUUUAGUUAAAGCAAAUGAUUUAUCACCAUUGACGUCGGAUUUAUUAAAGGGUCUAUUUGCAUGUUUAAAUACACCUGGCUCAGAAGAAAACGAAUAUGUAAUGAAAGCUAUCAUGAGAAGCUUCGGUGUUCUACAAGAGGUGAUUGUACCAUUCUUAGCAGAUCUUCUCCCAAAACUUACAGAAAAACUUUCUAUUGUAUCUAAAAAUCCAAGUCGUCCCAAUUUUAACCAUUAUCUCUUCGAAACAUUUGCUUUAUCAAUUAAAAUCGUUUGUAAAACACACAAGGUUGCAGUAUCGUCAUUUGAAGAAGCACUGUUCCCAAUUUUUCAAGAAAUCUUACAACAAGAUGUUUUAGAAUUUCUACCGUACGUUUUUCAAAUCCUUGCUUUACUUCUGGAACUACGAACGACACAGGAUAUGCCAGAAGCAUAUUUGGCUUUGUUCCCUUGUCUAUUAUCAUCCGUUUUAUUUGAACGCCAAGCUAAUAUUCACCCAUUAAAUCGAUUGUUAAGAGCUUUCAUUAGCCAUGGUGCACAUCAUAUCGUAGCACAAGAUAAGACAAAUGGUUUAUUAGGUGUAUUCCAAAAAUUGAUUGCCUCAAAGGCUAAUGAUCACGAAGGUUUCCUAUUAUUACAAAGUAUUAUUGAAUAUUUUGCACCGAAUGUAUUAGAACCAUAUAUGAAACAAAUUUUUGUACUAUUGUUCCAAAGACUUUCAUCUUCGAAAACGACAAAAUUUGUAAAGGGUCUAAUCGUAUUUUUUGCGUACUAUAUCAUUAGAUAUGGUUCAAAUAAUUUGGUUACAAUUAUAGAUCAAAUACAAUCUCGAAUGUUUGGUAUGGUUGUAGAACGCGUAUUAAUAGCAGAUAUGCAAAAAGUAUCAGGUGAUAUCGAACGAAAAGUAACUGCUGUGGGAAUGUCAAAUUUACUAAUUGAUUGCCCAAUGAUAUUAGAAAGGCCAUAUAAUACAUAUUAUCCCCGUUUAUUAGCAACAUUAGUAGAAUUUUUCGAAUUACCACAGGAUCAGACUACAUUAUCCGAAGAUAAUAUAUUCCCAGAAACUGAAGAUACGCCUGGGUAUCAAGUAGGGUAUAGUCAACUGCUUUGUGGAAAAAAUCCUCCAAAAGAUCCUCUGGAAGCUAUUGGCGACGUACGUUUACAUUUAGCACAAGGAUUAGCAAGAUUGUCACCAAGACAAUUACUUAGUAUUCUUGACCAAAUUCCAGAACCUAAUGCAAACCACCUGAGAGGCUACCUUCAAACGGUUGGCAUUACCGUUGCAUAAUACGAGCUAGAUGUCCGAGAUAGACUAAAAAUUCAUCUGAUUGCUCGGAAAAUAAACAACAUUGAACUAAAUAAAUUGUAACAAAGAGGCGAAAGAGGUUGUUUUCCGGCAUUUAUAUCAUGAACAUUUGCGAGACUGAACAUCGUCUAUCGUUUAUCUAUCAUGUAAUUGAACAUUUCAACAAUUAUUUAUCAUUUUCAUGUGAUAUAUUGUACGGAGUCUAUGACACUAAAAAUGAUUAAAAAAAGGAAAAUAUGCUAAAACUUUAGCACAAAAACCAUUAAAAAUAAUCAGCUGCUGAGUAUUAUUUGUAUGUGGAAACAUUCCUGAGGAAUUACUUAAAUCAGUUCACAUUUUGUACAAUAACAAGGACGACAAGCGCGUCUUUUUAAAUUAACUGGUCUCUUGUUUAAAAAAUACGUGAAUGUCUAAUUAAAUGAUACUGUAUCGACUAAUGGCCUGUGAGUAAAUUAAUUGUUGAAUACUUUUUAACUUAGAUAUACAAUUUUUAUGGUUAUUAUCUCUGUAAAGAUUGUUGAACAAAAAUUUUAAUCGCAUUUUGUAUUUUAAACGAAUUCGUUUCUAUCUUCGUUCCCUAUCAUUAACAAUCAUAGAGUAAAACAUCGACUUGUAAGUCUUCCAUAAGUAAUGUAUGACAUUGUAAUAUACUUAUAGGAAAUGUAUAACUAUAAAAGAAUGAAAUGAAAUAACUUCACAGUGAUGAAAUUAUCUUACGUUUUAUCAAAAGAUAUUGCAAACAUCUUAUUUACUAACUUUUUUAAUAAAAUAAAAUCCCAGUGUUGGAUUUUUUAUGUUGAUAAAAGUAAAUCUUUUUAGGCCAUUUAUGCAAUAAUAGCAACAAUAAAGUAAGGCAAUAUCGAGCAUUAUACAGUGGAGAAAUCGACAAAGGGGCGACUGUGUGAAAAAAUUGAAAAUGUUGAAUAAAAUUUCUUUAUAUAAAGUUUCAUUUACAAGAAAACAGUUCGAAAAUUUAUCACGUAUAUUUGAACUUAUCUAGUUCUGAACUAAACAGGAGUGAAUAGACGACAGGAAAUUAUUCUGCAUGUAAAAACAAGCCGCAAAUGUAAAAUAAAAUUUUGUCAUAAGACGCUUCAUUUUUAAGAAAAUUAAAUUUGAAAAUUUAUCGAAUACGUAUGUAUCGGGCCCAUUCUUAAAUAAAAAUAUUCAAACUCUA
Molecule: messenger RNA, 4211 nt
Organism: Bombus pyrosoma
Lineage: Eukaryota; Metazoa; Arthropoda; Insecta; Hymenoptera; Apidae
Gene: Cse1
Product: exportin-2
Exons: 16
Coding region: 113-3016 (967 amino acids)
Biological process (GO): protein import into nucleus; protein export from nucleus
Cellular component (GO): nuclear envelope; cytosol
Molecular function (GO): nuclear export signal receptor activity; small GTPase binding
Source: RefSeq, a predicted model, not a curated record